AUGGGUAAGGCCAGAAAGCCAAAGCUACACCGAAAUCAAGCCAACCCCACGGGGCUGAUGGACGUGAGUGCGCUCAUCGAACGUGGGCUAGCGGCCGACGAAGAGGAAAAAUCUGGUACUCCGAUCGAGGCGAUCGUCGAGCAGCUGGAGUCGUCGGUAACGGAAGAAAAGCUGUGCGGCCUGCAAUCGCUUGCCACGAUCUGCCAGGGGGAGGUAAAUUUGGCCGAAGUGGUAGAGAACAACCUGAUACGUAUCUGUUCGGCACUGCUGGUCGAUUCGGACCAGAGUGUCCGGCAUGCGACCGCCGGAGCACUGCGGAACCUGUCUACCCUCAGUGUGGAACUGUGCGAGUUUAUGGUCGAUCAGGACGUACUUACUCCGCUGCUUGCCCUGCUGCACCGGUACACUGGCGGAUCGCAAUGGACUCCUAAAUUCGAUUCGAACAUGCAAAACCAAAUGGACGAACACGCGGACACGUUCCUGCAGGCGGUCAACUUGUUGUGGAAUCUUUGCGAAAGCACAACCGACGCGUUGAACGCACUCAACCAAACACAGGUGCUGGAACGCUUCGUUGCCUUCCUUGACCACACUGUUUACGGCCACGAAAUCACGAUCGCCGUAGCACAAUGUUUGCUAGUCGUGUCGGAAGACAACACAACCUGCUGGCAAGUACUGGCGAACCAUGGGUCGGAACUUUCUUCGCUGCUCGUCCUGGAAGGGUUAGACAAUGCAGCGAUCCUUCUUCGUACGGUUGCUGCCGGCAUCAUUUGCAAUGUGCCCGCUCUACUGAGCAGUCAUUUGGGCCCGAUUUUGCUUGCCGUCUCUAAGACACUCGAGCCGAACCAUCGGACGGCGCUGGGUAAUAUGACCAGUAUGUUGCCUCUGCUUCCGUCCAGAGACGUGGUUGACCUGGAGGUGAUGGACGACAUGCCGAUCGAAGAAGAAACCGAAGCCCAAUCACAUCAGCGACGCCGCAAGGCUGAUCUCCCGUCGGAGGGAGAGCAGGAAGUGCGUAGCGUUGGCUGGUUGCUGCAGGCACAAAGAAUAGCGGCCGAAAUAAUGACCAACAUUUGCUCGACCGAUGACGAUGACGGCGAUGAGGAUGGACAGCGAGAGGGUAGUGACAACGAGAAUAACGGGUCCGAUGCGGAGAGUGUGUGCGAUUAUGAUGCAGCAAAUGAGCUGAACGGGAGCGUAGAAAACACUGACAAAGUUCCGGUCGAAGUGCUGGAAGCUAUCCGAUCGCUGGGGCUGGUAGAAAAGCUGUGGCAAAAGGCUCAACCAGUGCCAGAGAACGUGCAACAGAUUUUGAUGGAGUCGGAGCGUGGCACACAGAAAAAGCUGGACUCGUUGCGUAUAUCGGCCAUGCUGUGUUUGCACAAUCUGUGCAACAACGUCACGACGGAUGAUCUGGGUGGCCCGGCUGCCGUUUACAGUGUGUGGAUUGAUCUGGGCCAGCAAGUGUUUCAGGGACAGCACAAUGUGAAGCUGCUGGAGGCCUCCACUUCGCUGAUGCGCGCCACGCUGGAACAUCUCCGCCCGAACCCGGAACUUUUCCAUCAGAUGACGGAAACGGAUCUACAGUUGAUGCUAAACGGUGUGGUUGGCUGCGAGGACGCGGAAAUACGUGCGAACUGGCUACGAAUGCUGGGCAUUCUGGGUUGCCUACUGCCGGAAAAGCUGGUAAAAACGAUCAUUGAUUUUGUGCUCAAUACCUGUGCCACCGAGGACGACGUGUGGGUGCUGGCCGAAGCACUGGACUCGCUCAUGGAUGUAUUCGCCGACAACGAUUGGUAUGCGAUCGUGCACGAGCUGGGAAUGGUAGCGAAGUGCAAGCAGCUCGAUCGCGCUAUGCGAGACAAGUUGAGGCGCAACAAGCGACAGCUGGGCGAUCGGUAUCCGGCGGUGACGACGGUGCGCACGAAUUUGGGGCGGUUUUGUAAAUAUCUCGAGACGGAGAUGAAAAAAUACAAACCGCAAUUGGAGGCGUAAGCGAGCGGGCGAUGGUCACGGUUUGGCUUGCCAAUCGGCAUCGAUGCAAUCAUAUUGUUAACUAUGCAUGUACGGAUAUACAAU
Messenger RNA from Anopheles cruzii, 2076 nucleotides. Its product is annotated as HEAT repeat-containing protein 3. The coding region runs from base 1 to 1992 and encodes 663 amino acids. Gene Ontology annotation, biological process: protein import into nucleus; ribosomal large subunit biogenesis. The record is from RefSeq and is a predicted model, not a curated record. NCBI's taxonomy places the organism in Eukaryota, Metazoa, Arthropoda, Insecta, Diptera, Culicidae. The transcript is spliced from 2 exons.